UUGACCUUUAGGUUAUGCCAAAAAAAUUAAAGCCAAGCUGACCUUAGCUUGUAGGCUCCAUCAUAUGUGAAAAAUUCCCACAUUUCAUGAACAAAAUUAGUCCAUAAAGUAAAAGAGGAGGCAUUACCAUGACCACGUUGUUGCAGCUCUUGAGCAAGCAUCUUCACUUUUUUCUGAGUCCCUUUGCAUCUUCAACUUUCUGAACAACUUGUAUCAUCGUAAUCAGAGAUCGUCAUCUCUCUCUCUUCCAAACACUCUCUUUUCUUUUCCUUUUCUAUUUACUACUGCUGUUCCUGUUUAGUGGGAGUGCUCUUUUCAGGGCAUUUUCUACGUCCACCCAGGGACAGUUAAUUCCUUUCUUGGGGGCUCAUUAGAGGAAUUGGGAGUUGGGAGUUGUUGAGGAUGAGAAACGUGCUCCGUUGUCUGCGACAAUGGCGACCAGCCUUUCAGAGGCGACAUUGUGUUUUGUUCAGUGUUAAUGGUGCAGAAGAAUCCCCAUGUCAUUUUGGAAAGAGCUGUCAUAUUCACAGUUCAGCUUAUAGAGUUAUUGAUACUGCUGAGACCAACUUUUUCAAAAACCAUUCGUUUGUAGCAAUCACGAGAGCUCUCUCGACCGAUGCUGCAAAACUCAGAAACACAGUUACAGAAACAACCAAAGCUGGGCCUCUUGUUGAGUAUGAACGAAGAAUUGCUAAUGGUGAACUUGUAGAAGGCGAUGCUUGCCAGGUUGACACUCUGUCAGAACUUCAGAGACUAUAUGAUGAGCUUGUUGAGUCUGCUGAUGUCUGCCAACUGGAUCGCAAUCAUGAAAAACCUGUAAGGAGUGGGUGGCUGUGGUCUAGGCUCUUGUCACAUCCUUCUUACUCACCUGUAAAAGGUUUAUAUCUUUUUGGAGGAGUGGGUACUGGUAAAACUAUGCUGAUGGACUUGUUUUUUGAUCAAUUGCCCUCUAAUUGGAGGAAAAAGAGGAUUCAUUUUCAUGACUUUAUGUUGAAUGUACAUAGCAUGUUACAGAAGCACAAGGGGUUGUCAGAUCCACUUGAUGUGGUUGCAGGAGAGAUUUCUGAUGAUUCAAUUUUAUUAUGCCUUGACGAAUUUAUGGUAACAGAUGUAGCAGAUGCAUUGGUACUAAAUCGCUUGUUUAGACAUUUGUUCAACAAAGGCAUUAUUCUAGUAGCCACAUCGAAUCGUGCACCAGAUAAGCUGUAUGAAGGUGGACUGCAGAGGGAUCUCUUUCUACCCUUCAUUGCAUCACUGAAGGAAAGAUGCGUAGUACAUGAGAUUGGUUCAUCAGUUGACUACCGCAAAAUGACUUCGGGCGAAGAAGGAUUCUAUUUCGUUGGGGGAGACUUAUCUGGAUUUCUCAAGCAAAGGUUUCAACAGUUGAUUGGAGAAGGUACAGCUACUCCCCAAGAAGUAGAAGUAGUUAUGGGAAGGAAACUGCAAGUUCCAUUGGGAGCUAACGGAUGUGCCUAUUUUCCUUUCGAGGAACUUUGUGAAAGACCUCUUGGGGCUGCAGACUAUUUUGGGUUAUUUAAGAAGUUCCACACGUUGGCUUUAGAAGGCAUUCCAAUUUUUGGGCUUCACAAUAAAUCAGCUGCACAUAGAUUUGUCACUUUAGUUGACGUAAUAUACGAGAACAAGGCCAGACUAUUAUGUACUGCUGAGGGGACUCCUCAAGAUCUCUUUGAAAAAAUAGUAACAAUAUCUGAAGCUAAAAAU
Vigna umbellata (rice bean) is the source of this 1722-nucleotide messenger RNA. The record is from RefSeq and is a predicted model, not a curated record. Lineage: Eukaryota; Viridiplantae; Streptophyta; Magnoliopsida; Fabales; Fabaceae.